AUGUUGGUUCAAUUAUCUAUCUAUCUAUCUAUCUAUCUAUCUAUCUAUCUAUCUAUCUAUCACAGCCUGUUCAUAUAUAUCUAUCUAUCUAUCUGUCUUAUCUGGGCUCAGAUACGAACCACGAGCUUAUCAGAAUGUUUUACCUCCUACCAUCUUUGCCCGUGUUCCUCUCUACACCUUCCACGAUUACAUACUUUCUUUCCCUCUGAAUUUACGUUCUUCUGUCUUUGCCGAUCGGUAAUUGAAUACCUAUAUUCUCUCUCUCCCCCUCUCGCAGUCUAUCUUUCGUUCGCCUUGCUGUCUUGCUCUCCCUCUGAAACGUUCGCCUUGCUGUCUUGCUCUCCCUCUGAAACGUUCACCUUGCUGUCUUGCUCUCCCUCUGAAACGUUCGCCUUGCUGUCUUGCUCUCCCUCUGAAACGUUCGCCUUGCUCUGGUGCGCUCUCUCUCUCUCUCUCUCUCUGAAACGUUCGCCUUGCUCUGGUGCUCUCUCUCUCUCUCUCUCUCUCUCUCUCUCUCUCUGGAAACGUUCGCCUUGCUCUGGUGCUCUCUCUUUCUCUCUCUCUCUCUCUCUGAAACGUUCGCCUUGCUCUGGUGCUCUCUCUCUCUCUCUCUCUCUCUCUCUCUCUCUCUCUCUCUCUCUCUGA
Messenger RNA from Acanthosepion pharaonis, 645 nucleotides. The record is from the annotation of a GenBank genome assembly. NCBI's taxonomy places the organism in Eukaryota, Metazoa, Mollusca, Cephalopoda, Sepiida, Sepiidae.